AUGACUCUUUUUUCUUUGCAGGCUUCUUCUACGGAAACCACAACAUUUGGUACUUAUAAUUUCUUUGAUUUGAGAAGAUGCCAUGACUUUGAUGAGAUUAUACUGCUUUAUUUAAGAGGUGAAGAUAUGAAGUUCUAUAUCAGUUCUCAAUUACGCAUUAGAUUAUAUUGUAAUCCAAAGAUGUUUUUAAGUUUUGCCCACAACUAUUUUUUAAAUAAAAGGAGGAUAAUCAAAGAUGAUUGUAAGAACAAAUUAUUCUCUAUACCUUUACUAGUGAGACCAGAUGGUAAGAUUGCAAGGAUUGGAUGGGCUGCAGAUUGGGAUAAAAAAAGCUACAAACAUGGUCUAUCUGACUCAGUAAAUUUAUUACGAUGUGGCUGUAAGUUCAUUGAAUUAUAUGCAAUAUUAGGUGAAUAUGGUUCAGAGAGUGAGGUUUCAUCUAGAACAACUGCUGGAAGUAAACAUCAACGUGAACAAAGAGACCCAUUGUCAUUGAAACUCCGCUGUGGAUCCUAUGAAACUGCUGGUACUCGUAGUUAUAUGGAAGAUCGAAUAUAUACUUGUUUAGAUUUAUUUGGAACUUGCUCAAAAAAUCCAUCAUUUAGUAAGUAUAGGAUGGCAUUUGUUGGCGUAUAUGAUGGGCACAAUGGUGAGUACACAGUGGAAUUUCUAAAGAACUAUUUACAUAAGAAUUUUGUAUCAUCAUUUGAGAAUGAUUCAAAUUCAGAUACUAUCCAAAGUACAGUAAAAGCUCUAUUUGCAGCAUUUAAUACUACGGAGAAUCAAAUUAGGCAGCACUAUCUAAGUACUGGAAGCUGUUUCUCUAGUCAUGAAAAUGAAAUUUCUUGUCAACAUGAUUGUUCUCAACAUAUAUCUUCAAACAGUAUUUGUAAUUCUUCCUUUUGUAGUUUUGUCAAACACAUAUCAAGUGGUUCCACAGCCCUUGUUUGUUGUGUAGUAUCAUCUACAUUAUGCAUUGGUAAUUUAGGUGAUAGUAGAGCACUUUUAUGCAAAGGUGGUAGAGCUUACCCAUUAACUAAUGAUCACAGAAUUAAGACAAAUCAUGAAGAAAGGAGUCGUGUUGAAAAAGAAGGAGGCACAUUUGAUGAUGAAGGUUAUUUGGGUGGAAGUCUAGCAGUGUCACGUGCUUUUGGAAAUUGGGAUAGAAAUAGUGGUACUAAACUUUUAGGGGUAAGCUCUAUCCCAGAAAUCUUUAUUCAUUAUAUUACUCGUGAAGAUGAAUUUUUAGUUAUUGCAUGUGACGGUAUUUUUGAAUCAAUUACAAAUCAGGAGGUAAUUAGUAUUAUACGGAGAUCUUUAAUUGAGACAAAUGAUCCAAAUAUUGCUGCAGAAAAACUUGCGAGAAUUGCCUUGCAAAGACAAUCUUUAGACAAUCUUUCAAUUAUUAUUUUAGUUCUAACCUCACCUGAAAUCCCUACAAAUAGUGGAUUACAACAACCAAGUCAACCCUCAGAAACACUUAAACAAAAUAAUUCUAAUAACUCUAUUGGAGAUAAUUUGUCGAGAAGAAAAAUUUAUAACUUUUCUCAAUUAAAGAGUUUUUUACAGCAAUAA
This is a messenger RNA of Cryptosporidium muris RN66, 1575 nucleotides long. Its product is annotated as protein phosphatase 2C, putative. Gene Ontology annotation, molecular function: protein serine/threonine phosphatase activity. The transcript has a single exon. NCBI's taxonomy places the organism in Eukaryota, Apicomplexa, Conoidasida, Eucoccidiorida, Cryptosporidiidae. The record is from RefSeq and is a predicted model, not a curated record. The coding region runs from base 1 to 1575 and encodes 524 amino acids. Gene Ontology annotation, biological process: protein dephosphorylation.